Messenger RNA from Aspergillus pseudotamarii, 1236 nucleotides. Its product is annotated as kinase-like protein. Lineage: Eukaryota; Fungi; Ascomycota; Eurotiomycetes; Eurotiales; Aspergillaceae. The transcript is spliced from 6 exons. The record is from RefSeq and is a predicted model, not a curated record. Gene Ontology annotation, molecular function: protein kinase activity; ATP binding. The coding region runs from base 1 to 1236 and encodes 411 amino acids. Gene Ontology annotation, biological process: spliceosomal complex assembly; protein phosphorylation; regulation of mRNA processing.
AUGGGUACGGCUAUGUUCCAUGUAGCCGCUAUCCUUGUAUACCGUCGCAGGAAGAUUGCCACGGUUCCAAUAUCUCAACCACGCGUAUUCCCCGACUCAGGAUUUCAUUGCUUAGAUUUGACUGCCAGAUUCGAAGAAGAAACUCUUCCUGAUUAUUCAGAGGAGCGCUACUAUCCUAUUCACAUUGGUGAAAUUUUUAAAUCCCAAUAUCAGGUCGUUACUAAACUCGGCUACGGCUCAUCGUCAACCGUGUGGCUAUGUCGGGACCUUUGUAAUCGCCGUUAUUUAGUCUUAAAAGUUCAUGUGCGAACUAAACGACAGCCCCCCGAGGUGGGAAUCUCGAAUCAUUUAAAAGCCAUGCAAAGUACUCAUACGGGUAAAAAAUAUGUCCGGCUUAUUCUGGACGCGUUUGAGAUUCCCGGGCCGUAUGGAGUCCAUCCAUGCCUCCUGUACGAGCCUGCUGGGAUCGACAUACGUGAUUAUAUCCACGGUCUUGAGGGUGAUGCCUUACCGGAGAACGUCCUUCGGCCUACCCUGCGGUUUGUACUCAUUGCCCUGGAUUACCUGCACCAAGCGAAUAUCAUCCAUACGGAUAUUCAGCCGAACAAUAUCCUUUUAGGUAUCGAUGACGACUCCAUCCUUGCUGAAAUGGAAGAGGACGAAAUCUCGAACCCCUGCCCUCGAAAACAGCUUCCUGAUCGUACCAUAUAUGCCACUCGUGCAAUGCCUUUGACAAGCGGCGAACCGAUACUCGCUGAUCUUGGAGAGGCGCGACUUGCCGAAGGUAAACAAACCGGCCUCAUAAUGCCAGGUGUGUAUCGGGCACCAGAGGUAUCGUUAGGUAUGGACUGGGACAGUAAGGUGGAUAUAUGGGGCUUGGGUCAGAUGGCAUGGACACUGUUUGAGCAAGGACAUCUUUUCAGAACCCUGAGCCUUGAAACGGAGGCUGAGAAAGCUCAGCGUAUUGCGGAAAUGAUUUCUCUUUUAGGACCGCCCCCGGCUGAGUUCCUUAGACGAAGUCAAGAAAGUCUCAAAUUUUGGGACGAGAAUGGCAAUUGGAACAGUCCUGUGAAGAUCCCAGAGCAAUCUCUUGAAGGCCGUGAAUCUCGGCUUGAGACAGAUAAUCAAGUGCUGUUCCUCCGAUUCUUACGGAAGACUCUGCGGUGGUUACCGGAGGAAAGACCAACUGCGAAGGAGCUUUUAUUAGAUGAAUGGUUGAGAGGAGAUGAUUACUAG